CACCUGCCAGUGUUCGUUACGUCCAUAAUGAUGUUGUGGUACCUGACUUCUCUGCCUAUCGUCGUCAGGAUGUGCUGGAUCCCACCGCAUCUUCUCAAACCAGCAGCGAAGCUAGAAAAGGGUUUUCCUACCUGCUGACUGCAACAACCUGUGUAGCAACUGCGUAUGCUGCUAAGAAUGCUGUCACCCAGUUUGUUUCCAGCCUGAGUGCCUCUGCUGAUGUGCUAGCAUUGUCAAAAAUCGAGAUCAAGCUAUCUGACAUUCCAGAAGGCAAGAACAUGGCUUUCAAGUGGAGAGGGAAGCCCCUUUUUGUGCGUCACAGAACCCAGGCAGAGAUUAAUCAGGAAGCUGAAGUCGAUUUGUCUCAACUGCGGGAUCCGCAGCAUGACUUAGACAGAGUAAAGAAACCAGAAUGGGUCAUAUUAGUAGGUGUCUGCACUCACCUUGGUUGUGUGCCCAUUGCUAACUCUGGAGAUUUUGGCGGUUAUUACUGCCCUUGCCAUGGCUCCCAUUACGAUGCCUCUGGCAGAAUCAGGAAAGGUCCUGCUCCCCUUAACCUUGAGGUUCCGACUUACCAGUUUGUUGGUGAUGAUCUAGUGAUUGUUGGCUGAGUAAUGAGGUGCUUGCUCACUCAUGUGUUCCUGUGAAUGUACACUCAAAAUGGUUAAUGGAGAUUCUGGAGCACUGUAAAACUGUACUAGCUGUCUAGGCUGUCAACCAGAAGUAUGUUCAAAUGCUUCACUGUGUUCAGUUUUAAU
Molecule: messenger RNA, 758 nt
Organism: Mesitornis unicolor (brown roatelo)
Lineage: Eukaryota; Metazoa; Chordata; Aves; Mesitornithiformes; Mesitornithidae
Product: cytochrome b-c1 complex subunit Rieske, mitochondrial
Exons: 1
Biological process (GO): mitochondrial electron transport, ubiquinol to cytochrome c
Cellular component (GO): membrane
Molecular function (GO): 2 iron, 2 sulfur cluster binding; quinol-cytochrome-c reductase activity
Source: RefSeq, a predicted model, not a curated record